Messenger RNA from Hemicordylus capensis (graceful crag lizard), 3245 nucleotides. It is a transcript of the gene WIPI2, whose product is annotated as WD repeat domain, phosphoinositide interacting 2. Gene Ontology annotation, biological process: protein lipidation; protein localization to phagophore assembly site; autophagy of mitochondrion. The record is from RefSeq and is a predicted model, not a curated record. Gene Ontology annotation, molecular function: protein binding; phosphatidylinositol-3-phosphate binding; phosphatidylinositol-3,5-bisphosphate binding. Lineage: Eukaryota; Metazoa; Chordata; Lepidosauria; Squamata; Cordylidae. Bases 209 to 1519 code for a protein of 436 amino acids. The transcript is spliced from 12 exons. Gene Ontology annotation, cellular component: cytosol; extrinsic component of membrane; phagophore assembly site membrane.
GGCGCAGGGCGCCUGCGCGGCAGCGAGGAGCAUUUUGGGAAGGGGCGGGAUGGCGCAGGCGCGCUCAGGUCCCGGUAGCUCCUGCAGCGUAAACAAGGCAGUGCGGAGAGGGAUGAGGAAGCGGCCGGAGCCGAGCGGGGCUGGGAGCCGCCGAGGCUGAGCCUCUCCCCCGCUGGCCGUCCGCCCGGGAGGAGCCCCGAGAAGCGCCAUGAACUUGGCCAGUCAGAGCGGCGAGGCCGGCGCCGGCCAACUGCUCUUCGCCAACUUCAACCAGGACAACACGUCCUUAGCUGUGGGCAGCAAAACCGGUUACAAAUUCUUCUCCCUCUCUUCGGUGGAUAAACUGGAGCAGAUCUAUGAAUGCACGGACACAGAAGACGUGUGCAUUGUGGAGAGGCUCUUUUCCAGCAGCUUGGUGGCCCUCGUGAGCCUCAAAGCCCCUCGCAAGCUGAAGGUCUGCCACUUCAAGAAGGGGACGGAGAUCUGCAACUACAGCUAUUCCAAUACAAUCCUGGCUGUCAAGCUCAACAGGCAGAGAUUGAUAGUAUGCUUAGAAGAGUCUCUGUACAUACACAACAUACGGGACAUGAAGGUGUUGCAUACAAUCAGGGAGACGCCCCCCAACCCUGCAGGUUUGUGUGCACUGUCCAUUAACAAUGACAAUUGUUACUUGGCCUACCCGGGGAGCGCAACCAUUGGAGAAGUGCAGGUCUUUGACACCAUCAAUCUGAGAGCUGCUAAUAUGAUCCCCGCCCAUGACAGUCCUUUGGCUGCCUUGGCUUUUGAUGCAAGCGGCACCAAACUGGCCACAGCAUCAGAAAAGGGGACCGUGAUCCGGGUAUUUUCCAUUCCAGAGGGGCAGAAACUCUUUGAAUUCCGAAGGGGAGUGAAGAGGUGUGUGAGCAUCUCUUCCUUGGCCUUCAGCAUGGAUGGGAUGUUUCUGUCCGCAUCCAGUAACACGGAGACAGUGCACAUUUUCAAACUGGAGACUGUGAAGGAGAAACCUCCGGAGGAGCCCACAACCUGGACAGGUUACUUUGGGAGAGUUCUGAUGAACUCCACAAACUACCUGCCCACCCAGGUGACCGAAAUGUUCAACCAAGGCCGGGCCUUUGCGACCGUCCGCCUCCCCUUCUGCGGGCACAAAAACAUCUGCACGUUGGCCACAAUUCAGAAGAUCCCCCGUCUGCUGGUGGGAGCUGCUGACGGGUAUCUGUAUAUGUACAAUUUGGACCCUCAGGAAGGGGGCGAAUGCACACUGAUGAAACAGCACAAACUGGACGGCAGUAUGGAGCCAGCCAAUGAAAUUCUAGAGUCUGCGACACAUGACCGGCCAUUAGUAGCACAGACGUACAGUGCCGCUGUGGCUAAAGGUACUUACGUGCCUUCUUCGCCUACAAGACAUGCCUACACCGAGGACCUGGGUGCAGUGGGCGGGGCCUGCCUGGAGGACGACACCAGCGCCUUGCGAUUGGAUGAAGACAGCGAGCAUCCCCCCAUGAUCCUCCGGACUGACUGAACUUUGACCUGUGAACUCACUGCUGAAGCCAAGAACACUGGCCUGACACUUCUUGAGGAUUCUCGCGUCGAUGCUGCUACGAACUUUGACCUGAGCUGCGAGAGCGAAGAGAGGGUGGCAUCCUCUAAAAACAGUUGUGAAGCCAACGGGAAAGCAACCCAUUGUAGCUGUAGCUCCGAUUCAACGCCAUGGGUGGGGGGGAUGAUAUAUGGUUUCACUUCAGUGGCUUUUAAAUCCUGCUUGCUCCUUUCUUUCUUUUUUUUAGCUGUGAGGACUUUCCUUCUUUUCUCUCUCUGUCAUUGCCAAAACCUGCUCUUUGUGCAGCCUCCGGCAACUCGCUUUGCAUGCCUCCUUGUGCCAAGCAAGCAUCGGCAAGUAGACCCACUUUACAGCAGAGUUUGCAAAUUUUUUUUAAUUUAAAAAAAAUGAGCAGAAUAUAUAUGUACAUACAACGUUCGGCGUCUGUGAGGGAGGAACGGCAAAGUUGGGUUCUGAAUGCUUUUGGCUUUUUGCGCUCAGACAAAAAUUCCAGAGGGCUUCUUUGUAUAUGGUCUUGCAGGUGACUGCCACGCUGCGUUCUCUUUCUUUGGGUUCUUGGCCCCUGCCCGCUUCUCCCUCACAGUCCAUCCCCCCCACUUUUCUCCCCCUCCCCCCGGACCAUUUUGUUAAUUAAAACUCCUCCUGAAUGCCGCUUUGCUUGUGGGACUAUUGUGUUCUCUUAAACGGGGGAGAGGUCUGCUUCCUGGAGGUUGCGUCCCGCUCCCCCAAGGAGGAGAGAGGGGCAGAUGAUAAGCUUUGGUUGCUAAAGAACUGAGAGGAGCCAGGACAUUUCGCCUCUUUGUUGGCCAACCGAGUUGGCGUGCCGAGUUUUAGAGGUGUCGGGUGGUUUCGGCUCAGAAAGCAUAUUCCUCCUCCAGGCCUCUUUAUCUGAUCAGUAGUAUCUUCCCACCUUGCUUUAAUCCUUUGCUGAUGAAUACAUGGAGUUGCCUUCAGCGUGCACCAGCUCUGCUCUUCGUUCUUGCAGUUGGCCAAACUCUCUGCUCCCCUUGGUUCUUCAGGAGGGAAAGGCAGCCUCCUCAAUCAGUCUCAGUCUCCCUCUCUAAUGUGCAAUCGAACUUGCCCUAUAUCCAGUUGUUGUGCUGUGUGUUCCCCCUGCUCUGUAUCAUUGGUCGGGGAAACACGGAAGACAGGGCUAUCUUUUCUGCGCAUUAUAGAGGGAGAACACUCAUCUCCCUUCCUUGACCACAGCCAAGCAUUGCUUCUCACUUGUCCUUCCCUCCUUUUGAUGGCCGACUUUUCUCUCUCGGCAGUCUGGCUACUGGGUUGAGCCGAAGCAUGAACUCCUGUCUCAGCGUCCGUCCCCUGGGCUCCCAACUGCCGAGAACUCUCUGACCUCCUCUCGAUGUGGAGGCCCACAUGGCAUAACUGUUGUGUUAACUCCCCACUUUUCCGACAGCUUGAGUGGUAGUUCUGGUGACGGAAAGGACGGAUCUUUCUGGAACUGCCAGGACUCUGGCGAAGAGUGACCAAAGUUGGGCAAAACUGCCGCCUGCUUUUACAGAGCUGUAAUGUGCCUUUUUUGUUUUAGUUUUGUUUUUUAACCUUUAGACUUGUUUUUCAGUGAGCAGAAACAAUUAUGUAUACCCUUUGGUUGUGAACCUCUUGUUUCCUUAGAUUGUUAGCCACCUUUUUUUUUUUUUUUUGGAUUAAAUUAUUACUCACUCUC